Molecule: messenger RNA, 6684 nt
Organism: Suhomyces tanzawaensis NRRL Y-17324
Lineage: Eukaryota; Fungi; Ascomycota; Pichiomycetes; Serinales; Debaryomycetaceae
Gene: CCH1
Product: Cch1p
Exons: 1
Coding region: 1-6684 (2227 amino acids)
Biological process (GO): calcium ion import across plasma membrane
Cellular component (GO): membrane; voltage-gated calcium channel complex
Molecular function (GO): calcium ion binding; high voltage-gated calcium channel activity
Source: RefSeq, a predicted model, not a curated record
AUGGACUCCGACCAUGACAACUCCUUCAACGAAGACUACAACCCGCACAAGACCUACCAAUCUAAGGGCCACUCGCCCAAGGGCCGUUCUCCUAGGUCCGACGCCGCCGCCAGGGUGUCGUUACUCAGCACAUCCCUGGACCACCACGGCCUCUUUCCCCAUCACAUCCUCCCCAUCCAUGACAGCCCUCGGACCCUGCCCAACCCAGACAAGUCCUUCAUCCACGAGGCCACCGAGAAAAGCGAUUUCGACGCUUUGAAAGAGGGAUUGUCCUUCGCGUUGGGCUCUGGUGAGCAUGGCGCCAUGUGGUUCCCCGUGAACCAUGACGAGAAGCCCACCACCCAUGAAAAACUGCAUCACUCCUCCAAACCCACUCAGGACUUAUCUUCGGUGGGCCACGAGUAUACCGACAACAUUCCACUCGAAGACAUGGGCUCGCGCCACAGCCAGUUCGGUGGCUCCAACAGCGAUGCUUCUUUGCAUUUAUCUCCCUUUGCCGAUCCUUCCAGCAAGCCAGCUACCCCAUCCCAAGAAAUACCCGAAAUCAAUUUCGACCAUUUGGAGGCGGGGUCCUCCAAAAAAGAAGAGACUUCCCCCGCAAAAUUCUCGGACGCCAUUACCAGGUUCUCUGAGCGUAUUGCAGGUACUGGAGCCACCAAGCCCGUUGAAGACUCCCCUUCCAAGAAAACACACUUGACCGUGAAAUCUCGCAACGCUAGUACCGCUCCUUCACCAAUCAGCGGAACCUUUCUGUUUUUCCGGGACCACACUGACGAAGAAUCCCAUAGAAAGGGCGGCUCCACUUAUUCUCAGAGUAACAAGAGCGUCCCCAACGUUACCAUCGUUGAUGAGAACAACUCCAAGAUAGACCUCGAAUUCAACGGUCCCUCCGAUGGCUUGGGAUUAUUCGUAUCCGAUACGCAACCCUCCCAGGCGGAAUCUUCCCCAAUAAUCCACUCACUGCAUCACAACACAUCGCAUCCACAUUUCGCCGAAAAGACAACUUCUGCCAACAUGUAUCUAUUCGGAAAAUCGCUUAAAAUAUUCUCCCCAGAUAAUCCCAUCAGGCAAUGGUGUCAUACCAUUAUAUCAAGACACUCCACGAAUAUUUCAUUACUAGUCUUGUUAUUUUUUCAAGUCAUUCUAUUGAGUUACAGACAAUGGAACCCACCAGCAUUAGAUGGCUAUUUUUACAAGGGAUACAACUGGGCUGAUUAUAUUUUAAUGGGUAUUAACUUCAUCUAUACAGUUGAAGUUGUUGUCAAAAUCAUAGCCUAUGGAUUUAUCGACGACUAUUCUAUGUUCGAAGAAUUGGGCUUGCCAUACCCUGAAAGUGAUAUAAAAGCAUCAUACUUCAAGAUGGACUAUUUGACUAUAGUAUUAAAAGGAUUCGGGCUUCACAAAAUCCUUGCCCGCAACCGUCGCUCCAAGACAGGAGCUCCUCCAUUAGAGCUCAGGCAAAGCUCCCUGGAUGAUGACCACGAAGAUUCUUAUGAUGUUAAGGAGAUCAACCUCGACGAUGACUCCCCUAGACAACAUUCGCAUCUCAGACAAAAGUAUAGAGAUUUGAGUCUGCACCAUGUUGACAGUGAUUUUGACCAAAGUAAUCUUGCAGAUGAGGCAACUCCAACCCCAAAUAUUAAGAAGACCAACACAUUUUUCAUACCUCAGGAUAAAGGAGAUUUAAGCAACUUACAUUUGAAAAGAGCAUAUAUUCGAAACAGUUGGCACAAGAUUGAUUUUUUCUCCAUGAUCACUUUUUGGAUAUCCUUGGUGCUUUCUAUUGACCAUUAUGAUGCCAAACACCAUAUCAUGUUGUUCAGAACUUUAAGUUGUCUUCGUAUUCUCAGACUCUGUAAUUUGACCACUGGUACUAGCACCAUUUUGAAAUCAGUUAGAAUGGCCAUUCCUCAAUUGAUCGAUGUAUCCAUUUUUAUCAGUUUCUUCUGGUUGUUCUUUGGAAUUAUCGGAGUUCAGUCAUUCAAGUCUUCACUCACCAGACAUUGUGUGUGGCAAAACCCAAAUGAUGCUAAUGAUACUUAUGUUAGUGAGCAAUUUUGUGGCUCAUACAUUGGCUUGGAUGGACAUGCCAAACCUUACAUACAAAGAGAUGGACUGGAUUCAUUGAGUAUAAAGGGUUUCAGAUGCCCAAUGUACUCUAGGUGUGUUAGUGGUGAAAAUCCAUUCGGUGGGACCGUCAGUUUCGACAACAUUUUGCAAUCAAUGGAAUUGGUUUUCGUUGUCAUGAGUGCUAACACAUUUACUGAUAUAAUGUACCAAACAAUGGAUACUGAUAACUUAGCAGCUUGUUUAUUCUUCAUUUGUUCCAUCUUCAUCCUCACAGUGUGGCUCAUUAAUGUGUUAAUUGCUGUAGUUGUUACCUCGUUUGAUGUUACAAGAGAGAACGCUCAAGAAGAACAGAAGAAUAAGAAAAGAGCUCUGGGAUCUUUGGGAUUCUUGCAACCAAAGGGUGUUUCAGAUCAUGUGGAGAGAAUGAAUUUGUGGAAGAAACAAAAUCUUUUGUUAAGAUACUACUAUAGGUUUGAGUUUGUCUUCUCCAUAUUGAUUGGAGUUGACUUGUUUGUUCAAUGUUUUAGAAAAGAUGUCAUGUCAGAUGCAAGGAGGCACGCUUUGUACCGGAUAGAAGCUGCAUUCACUCUUGUAUUCUUGGCCGAAAUUGUGCUUAGGUUCGUUCUCCACUUCCCCAAUUGGAGACUAUUCUUCUUUUCGAAAAGGAACAAUUUCGACUUAUUCUUGGCCAUAAUCACUUCAGUCAUUAUUUUUGACCCAGUUAAAUCUAAAUUGGGCCGUGCAUAUUACUGGUUGACUGUAUUCCAAAUUAUGAGGUUCUAUCGAGUGGUUUUAGCAACUUCAAUUACUAGCAGUCUUUGGCUUAAGAUUAUUAAGAAUAUAAGAGCAAUAUUCGAUUUGGCAUUGUUCUAUUUUAUUUUGGUCUUUCUCAUGAGUAUCAUGAUGGCAAGAUAUUUUGAAGGUGUUAUUCCAUUAGAUGAGUUUGAUGACGUUGAUUUUCCGAUGCAUACAUUGCCCAACUCAUUUAUUGCACUCUAUGUGAUCACAUCUACCGAAAAUUGGACAGACGUUUUGUAUCCUUUGCAGCAAUAUGCAACCACCACUUCUUCUAGAUCGUUUGGAGCUGUAUUCUUAAUCACAUGGUUUGCAGUUUCGAAUACGGUGAUUUUGAAUAUUUUUAUUGCUGUGAUUGCAAAAACACUUGAAGUUUCGGAGGAAGGAAAAAGAAAGAAACAAUUGCUCCAAUUUAUUGACAAUAUGACCGAUAGACUUCAGAAUAUGGAUGGCCGCACUGGUGCACUCUCCAAAUUCAAAAGCAAAUUAUUCAAGUCUAAAGGUGUAAAAGAUCAAUUAGAAAAGGCUGUGGUCAAUCUUUUAUUGAGUGGUACAGCUGUUAAUGAUUUCUUAGAUGAGGACAUUGGAGAUCUAGAAGAAGAUGACAAAGUUAAAAACUUGCCAAGCUCAAGCUGGAAAAGAUGGUUACAUGUUAACUAUUGGAGAACAUCAAAUUUUUUCAAAAACCCAUUCUACUCAACCAAAACUCGUGAUACCAGUGUAUUGAACAAUUUUGAUCCUGCCCGUUUUGCCAAGAAUAUCAUUAGCGAAAGAAAUGUACUUAUAUCCAAACAGAAUCAAUUUUUGGAAGAGAAUCCAUAUUUCAAUAAGGUUUUCUAUCUAAUGGAACCAAGACACAAACUCAGACGGUUGUGUCAACGCUUAGUCAAAUCGAGUUAUGGUGAGCGUAUCGAUGGUGUAGAACCAUAUAAACCUGUGAGUGAGUCUAUAGUUGUGAUCAUGUUCAUUGCUACCAUCGCUUUGGUUGUAUCUACUUGUUAUAUCACACCAUUGUUCAGAAGAACUAUUGUCAAAGACGGGCCUUUCGAUUGGACCUUUUAUUUGGAAAUUUCGUUUGUUAUACUAUUCACCCUUGAAUUCCUUAUCAAAAUCACAGCAGAUGGUUUUAUAUUCACCCCUAAUGCCUACGUCAGAUCUUCGUGGAACUCUAUUGACAUGAUAGUGCUUGUUGCUCUCUGGAUUGAACUUAUUGCGUAUGUGAGAAACGAUGGUACUCUAUCAAAAGCUGUUCGUGGUUUGAAAGCAUUCAGAGCUUUAAGAUUAUUGACUAUCAGUGAAACAGCCAAGGCCAAUUUUCAUAACUCGAUGAUCUCCGGAUUUUGGAAGAUUAUUAGCGCAGCGAUUAUCUCUUUGUGCUUAUUGUUUCCCUUUUCUAUCUGGGGUCUUAACAUUUUCAAUGGUACCUUGGGUCAUUGUUUGGAUGGAGAAUCUUCAAUGUCCAUGUGUUUCAAUGAAUAUGAAAAUAACGUAUUCAAUUGGGAUGUUAUGAGUCCUAACGCGUAUGUUCAACCAGAGUUAGAGUUCAAUUCGUUUGCAAAAUCGUUCUUGUCUUUGUUUCAGAUUAUUUCUCUUGAAGGUUGGACUGACUUAUUGCUUGAUCUUAUUGCCAGUACCGGCGGAGAAACUCCACCCGAGCUGAAUUCGCAUCCUUUCAAUGGAUUUUUUGUGGUGCUAUUCAACUUUGUUAGUACCAUCUUCAUCUUAACCUUGUUCGUAUCGGUCAUUAUCUCAAAUUAUUCAAAAACAACAGGUAGAGCAUACAUGACACACGAUCAAAUUGCUUGGUACGAAGUGAAGAAAAUAUUAAUUCAAGUUAAACCAUCGAAGAGAAAGGAUUUUACACAGUUAACCUUUGUCCGUCGAUUUUGUUACAUGAUGACAGUGGAAAAGAAUCGUUAUUGGUCAAUCAUUAUGAAUUUCACUUUGUUCAUGCAUGUUCUUUCAUUAUUACUUGAAUGUUUUCCCACCUAUAAUGGUUUGUAUGCGUUCAGAAUGAUUGUAUACAUGGUGGCCGCAACAGUUUUUCUUAUAAAUGCCUUAAUGUUGUUGACUGGACAAGGUUUAGUAACAUUUUUAAGAUAUAAGUGGAAUUGUUUCAGCCUUUUCAUCUCCGUUGGGGCAUUCAUCACUACAAUUAUUGGUUUCUUCAUUAAUCAAGACAGUGUAUUCAUUAACAUUAACAGAUUAUUCUUGGUUAGUAUCUUGGCCUUUAUUAUCCCCAGAAGUAAUAGAUUGAGUCAGUUAUUGAGGUUCGCCUCAGCCAGUUUACCAUCAUUGCUUUCCUUGUCUUUCACAUGGUUGGUAGUAUUCCUAGUGUUUGCAAUCGCGAUGAAUCAAAUCUUUGGAUUGACUAAGAUUGGUCCAAAUGGUACUGGUAAUUUGAAUUUAAGGUCAGUUCCAAAAGCAUUGAUUGUGUUGUUCAGGUGUAGUUUUGGUGAAGGGUGGAAUUAUAUCAUGGAUGACUAUGCCCUUGAGUCGCCUUAUUGCACAGUGAACAACAGCAUUGAUAAUUCGGAUUGUGGAAACAAAGCAUUUGCCUACAUAUUAUUUAUUGCUUGGAACAUUGUUUCCAUGUACAUUUUCGUCAAUAUGUUUAUUUCCCUCAUUUUGGACAGUUUCAAUUACAUUAGAUCGAGAUCAAGCUAUAGUUCAUUGAUCCAAAGAGAAGAAAUUAGAAAGUUCAAGAGAACUUGGCAAAAGUUUGACUCCCAAGGUAGUGGGUACAUAAAGCCAAUUGAGUUACCUAAGCUCUUACACGCAUUGGAAGGUGCUUUAUCUUUCCACUUCUACAAAGGUGCUUUAGAAAUUCCAGUGUUGUGCAAGGAAUGGAUUAAAAGAAAUGACCCUUACAAUCCUUAUGACAUUCAAGUGAACUAUGAUAGUUUAAAACGAACUUUAGAUAAGAUGGAUAUACCCAAGAUUCGUGAAAGAAGAAGGGCCUAUGAAAGAUUUAUGGAAGAGGCGUUAUUGAAUAUGGAAUUAAACAACGAUCCGGGUAUAUCGUUUACUAGAAUUUUGUUGCAACUUCCAUUGUAUACAUCUUUUGAAGCUGGCCAAUGUCUCAACUUGAUUGAUUUCCUCGAAAGAAGAUUGUUGGUGCAAAAGGUCGAAAAAAGACUUCACACGAAAAGAGUUUACGAAACCAUUGCUGCUUAUGCAUGCCGUUGGAAAUAUAAGCAAAAUCAGCAUAAAGGAAUUAGAACUACUGACAUUGCUUUUGACAAAGAACUAAAGAGGCAUAGCUAUCUUGCCAAUGAGAAUUUAGACGUCAAUGCCCCCUCUAUAUUUGUCACAGAUACUAAUGAAGAGACUAACUCAAUGAGAAAAUUGAAGUCCAAUGAAGAUGACCAUGAAGUUCGCCCUAAUGAUUUCUAUGACAAUGAAGAUGAAAACACCCCAUUAUCAAAAUCUUAUAACGUGGAUCCUGAAAGCAGUACCAGUGGAGUAUAUGUGCCCAAAUCUCCCUUGAGUAUCUACAAAGCCAGAAAUAGAGUCGGAAGUGGAAAUCAUCUCGAAGUUACUAAAGAAAAACAACCCAAAUUGUUCAUUGAAAUUCCCAAUAAAUUAUCAAGAUCGUCAGAUUCCUCCCCAAUACUAACAAGUUCUACUUUCAACGACGAAGACAUCAACUUAUCACCAUUCUUGGAACAGGAUGAAUUGGCUACUCAUGAAGAAGAGAAUAAAGUCUCCCUAAUAGACAUUGCAACUGUGGGAGAGACGCUUGAAAACUCAUCCUGGGGAGAAGCCUUUAGGGAAGUUCAGGAUGAUAGCAAUUCUUGGAAGAACAAAGACAAAUAA